GCUUGGCAGUCGUUUCGGAUGGUGGGGGAAUAUGUUAGGCCAGUGUUGCUUGUGUUUCAAUCCCGAAAAACUGAUCCAACAGAAAAUCUGUUGAAAGAAAGCAAAGGUGCAUCCUGGAGUCCCAUAAACACAGGAGUGCAAAAAGGCAGUGGACAGAUUCAGCUAUGGCAGUUUCUCCUCGAGCUCCUGUCAGACAGCGCCAACAUGUCCUGCAUCGCCUGGGAAGGGACGAAUGGAGAAUUCAAGCUAAUUGAACCAGAUGAGGUGGCACGGCGAUGGGGCGAGCGCAAAAGCAAGCCCAACAUGAACUACGACAAACUCAGCCGCGCAUUGCGCUACUACUAUGACAAAAACAUAAUGACAAAGGUCCAUGGGAAGCGAUAUGCUUACAAGUUCGACUUUCACGGGUUGGCUCAGGUUUGUCAACCCUCAUCAACAGAGCAAGCUCUUUAUAAAUUCCAGAGUAAUUUUGCCCCCAUUCCCUUUUCAGGGAUUUCAAAGCUAAACCUGGUUGGUCCAGGCGUCGGUUCGUCUGGAUUCUCUUAUUGGCCGGGGUCGCCACCGACUCUCUACCACAGUCACAACCUCCAACCCCCGGGUCCGUUUGGUUCUGUGUCUGCCUCGCACAUCAGCUGCGUCAACAACAUCAACAACCUGAAUAAUAUCAAUAACCACUACAAUUGACUCCUAUUAACUCUACCAAUAAUGUUGUUUAA
Molecule: messenger RNA, 716 nt
Organism: Salvelinus namaycush (lake trout)
Lineage: Eukaryota; Metazoa; Chordata; Actinopteri; Salmoniformes; Salmonidae
Product: protein FEV-like
Exons: 3
Coding region: 19-684 (221 amino acids)
Biological process (GO): regulation of transcription by RNA polymerase II; cell differentiation
Cellular component (GO): nucleus
Molecular function (GO): DNA-binding transcription factor activity, RNA polymerase II-specific; sequence-specific DNA binding
Source: RefSeq, a predicted model, not a curated record